AUGGUAAAUAUAUUUGGAGAAGUGAUGCAAGCGGCAGGUACUCUUCAGAUGAAAGGUGAACGAUGCCGUAUGGUGCCUCUCUUGCUGACAAAGACAAGCUUAUCGGAGCUGGAUCGUGAGUCACCCGUCCACGAGGAAGAAACUUUGCUCUGUGGAACAAGAACUAUUCAGGGUUUUUCUCAUUCAUACAGUCGGUGGAAACCGAUAUAUAAGAAGGCAGUUAAAAAGGCUUGGAAGCCAGUUUGGCAUAUUGGUUUAACACCUCAGGACUGGUGCAAUCAAAUGUUGGCUGCUAAUCUGCGAUCUCGGACUCUCCAUCUCUCAUUGCCAUCAUCUUUGGUCCUAAAUCAUUCAUGGAAACUUGGGUUGUUGGGUUCCAGUCGCACUCUCUCUUCAUCAGCUGUUGAAUCUAACAGCGAAAAAGGCUUACUGGACCUAAAUGACAUCGAGAAGGUUCUCACUGAUGUGAGAGCAGAUGACGUGAAAGUUAUACCAGCUAAGAAACAUGCUGAAUGGGCUGAUUAUAUGGCUAAGCAAAAGCAAAAAGGGACUCGGCGAAUGACGCUCCCCAGUGUGGAAGGGCAAGAGGGAGGAAAGUGGAUUGUUAUUGACUCUGGUAAGGUGAUAGUUCAUGCUCUUGAUGAGAAGGCUCGAGCAUACUACAAUUUGGAAAGUCUUUGGACCUCAGACAGAUCUAAAGAAGAGCCUGAGAAUUUGGAUAAAGCUUUUGUCAAGAUUCGCCCCAAGAGAAACAAUUCAAAAAAACCAGCAAAUCGAGAUGCCUGA
Dovyalis caffra is the source of this 786-nucleotide messenger RNA. Lineage: Eukaryota; Viridiplantae; Streptophyta; Magnoliopsida; Malpighiales; Salicaceae. The record is from the annotation of a GenBank genome assembly.